Messenger RNA from Cephus cinctus (wheat stem sawfly), 5192 nucleotides. Its product is annotated as membrane-anchored lipid-binding protein LAM4. Gene Ontology annotation, cellular component: endoplasmic reticulum membrane; endoplasmic reticulum-plasma membrane contact site; plasma membrane. Gene Ontology annotation, biological process: intracellular sterol transport. The coding region runs from base 1288 to 3051 and encodes 587 amino acids. Gene Ontology annotation, molecular function: sterol binding; sterol transfer activity. The transcript is spliced from 8 exons. The record is from RefSeq and is a predicted model, not a curated record. Lineage: Eukaryota; Metazoa; Arthropoda; Insecta; Hymenoptera; Cephidae.
ACUUUCGACUUUUCGUAACUCCUUCAGUCGCAGCGCCAACACUCGUUUGGAUACGCGUUUAUCAUAGUCGUUCCGCAAAGUAUAGAAUUUCCUAUCGCGUUGACGUUUUUCAAAGAAAACAAAAACUACCGGCAUUUAAAACUCUUAGCAGAAUUUAAAAACGUCAUGCUGAACACGAAUGGUACAAAUAAAAAGUGAAUAAUCCUAGGAGCAAAUUACUCUGAAUUUUCAAGACAUAUCAAAGAAUAAUUAUAAACCUAUUUUUAAAAAAUAAUUUAGAAUAUCCACGUGUUCCAUAAAAAAUUCUUUUAUUUCAAAUUGUCAUGGAUUGUAAGGGUAACUUAAUUUACCGUGUAAGCAAUGUGUAAAUCAGUGCAACAGGUGCAUUCCUAUCUAUGACCAAUGCAUUCCCACUUUCCUCGUCACUCCCAUCCAGCACAUAUCCUGUGUAAAACCAAGAUGCGCGCGACAUUUUAUUUCCCGAUAGAAUAUAUCUGUAUAGGACAAUACAUUUAGCUAUCAAGAAAGCAGACUAGAAAUCUAAUGAAAUUCAUGCACUGAAAAUCCUCGGUAGAUCGACGCAAGUACUGGUGGUUGACAGGUGCAAGUGUCAAAAAUAACUCAUCUAGACGAUUCUGGUAUCUCGAAAAACAAGCACAACCGACCAAUCCGAGUAAGCACCCAAUCGAAAUUGGCAAAAUUGCGCAAUCACGGGAUUCGAAAAAAAUUCAAAAAUAACCGUCAAAAAGAUCCACCUCGAGUUUAUCAAGCAGUUCAAAACGGUCGCCACACAUCAUAAUCGUCUCGCAACUGUACUAAACACUAACGUAACAAGUGAACAAACAAGCUUAUGUAAUUGAAAAAAAAACACCUUAUCUCCCAUUUAUUUUUUAUUCCAUUUUCUUCGUAAACGUACGUUACUUUCAUUCCUUCUCGCAAAUUGACUAGAGUAGUACACAUUCGUAAAACGUAUAAGCUCUCACCUAUAAGCUGGAUUCUUUCGCGUUGGCAUUGACCACAGAUUACUAAUAAUAUGUUGUUCAACACACACGUGACUUUUCUCUAUUAUUUCUAUUGGCCGAACGCUACGGUUAUGCCACGCGAGAGACCACGAACAGUCAAUAGUCAUCCUCAGGAAUUACUACAGUUCGAGGAGUUAUAAAUCGUCCUAACCAAUAGUGCACUGGCAGCUCAUCCACGCGCGAGGCUCAUGAAAACCUAAUAAAGUAUAAUAAAGCAUAAAACUUUGACCACCUGAAGAAAACUAAAAUCCCUACGUUUCUGAGAAUGGUCAGACCGAUUGCAAAUUCGAACGGAAGUCCAAUGAGUCUUCGUCGAGGAAACAGCCUGCGGCUACCGCCAUCGUCAUUGGACGGAAGAGAAGCAGAACAGGGGACGCAGCUGCGUCGCGGCGGAUCGUUGCGAGUGUCGCGCACAACGGAUCAUCAAAAUUUGUUGAAUGUGCCAUACGCUGCUGGUGCUGAAGCAGGUUCGCCCGGGAGACCAGCCAGGCAUUCCGCACCUGCGAUUGCCGCACCUGCGCCCGAACUCCUGGCACGGAGUCUGUUGCAGCUCGGAUGUCCAGUAGUCUCCAUGCCUGAACCUCGUGGCGGAGUCGGGUCGGAGCAUUUACAAAGCAGCGACAGUGAUGACUCCUCGACGACGCAUAGUCACCAUGGGAGUACUCAUGGCCAAGGUCAUCAUCAGCAGGGUCAGUCCCAAAAUCAAAUCGACAGCUUUGGGCUUCCCAAGGUUCACGUGUCCGGACCAUCCAACUCCAUGGAUUCUGACUCUAUCCUUAAUGGGUCUGCGGGGUCCAUAGGUGCACGCUCUGCGCCGAGCACACCCUUACAAGGUGUCGUAACUUCUCAUGGAGGUCAGCCACAAUCCAUUGGCGAGGGUCAACUUGCCGUCGCCGGAAGUAAUAAUUCUCAACUACCACCACCGAGGAGUCCGAGUCAUACAACAUUAAGAUGCAGUGAUAGUCAUCUUGCCAAACCAUUAAGCAGGAGUACACCAUCGAUGACGGGUGGGACGACGCAGACUCCGGCGACGGUCAGCAGAUCAUCGCCAACGUCAACAAGUAGCGCCAGACAAAAGAAAUUUCACAGACACUUUGCCCAGUCUUCCAAAUUUUGCGACCAGGUCGCCGCCGACGAACGCGUCCUCAACUACUACAGCUGCGCCUUGGUCGGCGAUAUCCUGCUUCAGGGUCAUCUCUACAUCACGCCAAACUACUUUGCCUUCUACAGCAACGUAUUUGGUUACGUAACGAAGCUCCUGAUACCCACAGUUUCCGUGCAGAAGAUCAGCAAGGAGAAGACAGCGAGGAUCAUACCCAACGCAGUGGCCGUCACCACUGACGACGAGAGGCACGUUUUCUGCUCCCUCCUGUCCAGGGACUCGACGUUCAAACUGAUGAAGCAGGUCUGGGACGCGGCUAUAGAAGCAAGACCGGUCGCUGACAUCCUUCCGUUACCCGUCGAGGGAAAGCUCUUGGCGCCGGUUACGUUGCUGGUCGACGACUCUGAGGUCAAUCCCGAGGAAGACGAUUCGAGUAUGUCAGAAAGCGGUACCGAUCUUACCUCAAGGCCACCGACCGUUUGUACGGAUACCGAUGGUCACUCUGCUAGCAUUCCAAGGCCCAUUUUGCCAGUCACUAGGUGCAGAAUCGACCAAGCCAAUUUAGCCAAAUCUGUUUCAUCCACGAGGUCCAACUCGUUGAGUACUACUUUUUGGGGUGGACUUAGGUCCAGCACUGUUAUAGCCAUUUUGGUUGCUAUUCUUGCUGCUCUCUACGUCUCAGCAGCCCUCAUGAUGGUUCGCAUUGACAGAUUACACACGGCGUAUCUGAAUCAUCCUCUUGCCUCACCUGAGCGUUUCACGCAGGAUCAAUUGCUGCAGUAUCUUAACUCAAACCUGGAUCAGAUCGUCAGGGUAAGACAGAGUCUACAGACGUUAUCGCAGCAAUUCGUCACGAUGACCUCAGACAGCGAAACGGGCCCAGUGGUUUCCGGUGGGACAGUGGAACCGGAAGAUGCUUCGAGUUAGCCCCCAAGAACUCCAAAUAAUCUAAUUCUACCAAAUAGAACGAGCCCCUCCUCGCCUUCCUAGCGUAUGAAGCGCCUGCCACGUAAAACAAAAGGAUAUUAAAAAAAAAAAAGAAAUUGCCGCCGUCGUCGUAUUCAUCGAACGUGCACCGUCGCUGCCGUUGAAAACAGAAGCGACACUGUCACGUAGCUCGUGAUCGAUGAGGACUACGCUUCGAGUUCUUCGAUUAGGCAUCAUUAAAAAUUACCACCUAGACUUCCGUGUCGAAGUUGGGCAGCCCGCUAACGGGUAGUAAGCAGAAUUUCAACAGGAUAAGCAAAAUCCAGUAAACGAUAUAAACAAAUAAGAAAGGCUCAUCCUCAAGUGGUGAAAAAAAAAAAAUUGUCCUGAGUAUUAGAUCGUGUUCAUGGAUUAGAUUUUAUUAGACGCUUUCGACAGAUAUUACGAUAUAGGACAAUUUUGAACGCCGACUACCCGACUGCUGGUGGGGAUUUCCUCCCCUCUUUUUUUCUUUUCCUUUGUUCCGUUUUUUGAACUAGUCAUGAGUACCUCCCGCCCUCGAGGUACCAGAAAUAUUAAUGAUGAAAUAAAUAAUUAUAAAUGUGUAUAUACUAUAUGAUAUACAUGUAAGCAAUACACAUUUUGCGACUACCUGUUCAAUAUUUAUGUAUUUGCUGCUAGUCGGGCAUUACUACUGCUACAGGAGUACUAUCAAUUUAUGAUGUUAUUCUUACGUAAUGUAUAAUAGUUUCCGGGAAUGAUAGCACGUGGUCGCCUAGCGACUCGCUACUUGGUUCGUCGUUCGUUGUAAAUUUUUUGUGAUUACAAAGUAUUCGUUUUAAUGUUAUUAGUCGGCUAAUUGUUUCCAUACGAUUUUCAGACCUCGCACUUUCCUCUUGUCACGAUUGGCGACGAACGAUGGACCAGGUCGCACCUGCAUCCUAACGCACGGAACGAGAGGUAUUUGAAUUAAAAAACAAAAGAGAAACCAAGGGUGAAAUCGAAAUCAAAUAGGAAAACGAGAGGAAGGCGGUUGACUGUGAUAAUAAGAUUGAGAAUUUAGCUCGAGCGAGAGUGGAUGGCCUCUUGACCUUUGAACAAAAAAUUACACGAGAUUUGGAUACAGAACAAGAGAGAUAAGAAGAAAGGGUAAAAUGGAUUUGAUUAAGUAGAAGGAGGUCACGGCUUGCCGUAGCUCGACAGGGGAUCUAAGAAAAGUGCUGUUAUAUUAAUUAGCUAUAACGAUAUAAUUGUAUUUAGAUUUAUAGUGAAGUUACCUUAUAUGUUGUUACGAUUAGUUAUCAAAAGUACAAUAUACCGCUUAGCGGUUAUUAUCGGUUUAUUAAUUUUACGAUUAUCUUACAUAAGUUAUCUUAGUCGUUAUCGAUAAAUACGUAUACCGCAUACAUACGUUUACCGCUAGUUUUCAACUUGAAACUUCUCGUUUUGUUUUUGUGAAUCAUUUAACGUGAUUUUGUUGAAAAACGGGUGGACAAGUUUUUUAAAUUUUAAUAACGUCUCGAGUAAGAAGCUUUCCCCAAAAUGUUUUAUUAAUAUUGUAUAUAUUCUUGUGCUCUUUUUUUUUUAUUUUUUUUUUUUUAUAAUUUCUUAUGCGAUUCUUAUACACUUUCCAUGUACCCUCGUUUUUACCUUCUUCGCCGAAUUUUUACUGAAUGCGUUCAUCACGCGAUUUCCAUAGCGUUUCUCGGCGUCAACGAGAAUAUUCACGUCCGAGUUUUCUGAGCCAUUCGAAAAAUGUUACGUGCCAUAAUAAGCGGUAUACCAAAAAAUAUGUGGAUUCAUGGAAAGAACACCUUUGCGCUACGUAAAGUGACGAUAUCACUGACGCCAUAGGACAGCCAGAAGUCAUUGACGAAUGAUCGCUUUUUUGCUCGGGCAUCAAUAAAAUUCCAAUGUUUUAGUGUAAUUUUAAGGGUUCGCACGAUGCACAGCAGAAAAUAUAAAUUGCACCUACUCCACGGUGUCCAUAGGUCCCAAUGGAAGCAGGAAACGUCACUUUGUGUGCGUCUAUCAACGAUUAAGUGAAACUAAGGAGAUAAAAAAAAUGGCGCGACAUAGAAAUACUUUUGGGCACGAAAUAUUUGUUUCCUUAUUUAAAAAAAAAAAAAAAAAAAAAAAAA